Molecule: messenger RNA, 654 nt
Organism: Trichoderma asperellum CBS 433.97
Lineage: Eukaryota; Fungi; Ascomycota; Sordariomycetes; Hypocreales; Hypocreaceae
Molecular function (GO): acyltransferase activity, transferring groups other than amino-acyl groups
Source: RefSeq, a predicted model, not a curated record
AUGGCGCCUUUCCAAAGAGAUGAUAGAUUCUUCACCAAAGACUGGACUAUUACCCUUCCCUCUCGCCCGGAGCCCAACCUUAGAUUCAUCCGCUUGACACCCGCCGAGACAGCUGCAUUCAUACGCUUUGCAGAAGGAGCAAUUAUCCCACCAGCUCCGAAGAGCACCGAAGCCUCUCUUACCGAGCCUCGGGAUCCACCAAAGCCUAUCCCUGGAGAAAGGAUGCGGAGGAUGUAUGCCGAGUCCCGGACCCGACACCACGGUCUCGACGUAUAUAUGUCCUUAGAGGGCAGGUUUGUAGGUUGGGGAGGGGUAUUUGAGAUCACCGCCCCCGACGAGAAGCCGAGUGUCGCAAAUAUCGGUAUCAGACUAAGCCCUGAAGUCCAAGGGAAAGGAUUGGGAAAAGUGCUCAUGCAGGUCUUGCUGCGGUUGAGUAACGAAGUGGAUGCGGAUAUUAUUGAGGCGGGUACUAUGAAACAUAAUACGUCGAUGAGAGCUAUGGCGAAGAGCGUCGGCUUGGUUGAGACGGAUGAGAUUAAGGAGGUUCCUGGGCAGGGCGUCGUAGCUGAAUUACUGUUUAAGAACAUUGAGAGGGAAAAAUGGAGAGAUCUUGAUAUGGUGGUUGAGUUUAGGGAUCAGGUUGCAAGUGAGUGA